Molecule: messenger RNA, 2598 nt
Organism: Aphis gossypii (cotton aphid)
Lineage: Eukaryota; Metazoa; Arthropoda; Insecta; Hemiptera; Aphididae
Gene: Tace
Product: ADAM 17-like protease
Exons: 12
Coding region: 226-2475 (749 amino acids)
Biological process (GO): membrane protein ectodomain proteolysis; Notch signaling pathway
Cellular component (GO): plasma membrane
Molecular function (GO): metalloendopeptidase activity
Source: RefSeq, a predicted model, not a curated record
GAUACUGGAUAAUAUAAUAUUGAAAUUCUCGAAAUACUCGUGUACUGUGGAGUAGGUUCUAUUAUUAUUUAUUUAAUUUUUAGUUUUCGGAAUAAUUUUGAAUAAUGUUCAACCAAAUGAAUGUCACAUUAUGUAGUGAAUAUUCAAAAUAUUUAUAUUCAUUAAAAAAAUCUUCACUUUGAUAUUCAUGCGAAAUUUAUCAUAUUAAUUACAAAAUAAUUUAUCAUGAAAAAACUUGCUUUACUAAAAUUACUUCUGUUAUUUAUAACAGCCAAUGUUCAAAGUACAAUUCACAAAAAUCUCGCACAUUUUGAAACUUUACAUGCUUCAGAUUUUUCUCAUACCAUAGUGAAACGUGGUAUUAGUGAUAGUCCACACCCAUUAAACAAAGUAAAAGAAGUAUCAUUUACCACAUUGGGAAGAGAUUUUCGAUUAAUUUUAACACCAAAAAAAGGAUUACUACAUCAUCAAUUUGAAGCCACAAGUAUAGAUGCUGAAGGAAAUGAAACCCCAGUUGCAGUUGAUCAUGAACAUUUUUAUGAUGGUCGAGUAUUUGGAGAGAAAAGUUCACAUGCUAGUGUACAUUUGGAUGAAGGUGUUAUGACAGCUAUUAUUGAUGUUCCUGGGGAAACUUAUCACAUUGAACCAUCUUGGAGACAUAUGGAUGAUAAAGAUAACAAAACAAUGGUAACUUAUAAAGCUUCAGAUGUACGAUUAAGUUGGGAACAUUCGGACCAAAAACAACAUAAACCAUGUGCUUAUGUAAAAGAAGAUGCAGGUUUGUGUUUUAGCUAUGUUAAUUUUAGAUAUGAUUUAACUAAUAUUAUUAUGUUUCCAGAGGUGGAAACUGUAGAUGAAGACGAUGAUAAUUUAAAUUCUAUAACACGCUCUAAACGCGAUGCGGAUUCUUAUGACUAUAUGAUUACACCUACAAGAACCCGUUGUCCAUUGCUUUUAGUUGCUGACUAUAGAUUUUUUAGAGAAAUGGGCGGAGGGGAUACAAAAACAACUAUAAAUUAUUUGAUAAGUCUAAUUGAUCGUGUACACAAAAUAUAUAAUGAUACUUUAUGGCUGGAACGUCAAGAAUCUGAUGGAUUUCGUGGCAUGGGAUUUGUUAUUAAAAAAAUAACAGUACAUAGCGAUCCAACUAAAGUACGAAGUUCAGAGGAUCACUAUAACAUGAUUCGAGAAAAAUGGGAUGUUCGAUCACUACUUGAGGUAUUUAGCCGUGAAUAUAGCCAUAAAGACUUCUGCUUGGCUCAUCUAUUUACCGAUUUAAAAUUUGAAGGAGGUAUUCUAGGACUUGCUUAUGUCGGUUCUCCUAGACGUAAUUCUGUUGGUGGAAUUUGUACACCAGAGUAUUUUAAGAAUGGGUACACAUUAUACCUUAAUUCUGGUCUAAGUUCAAGCCGUAAUCACUAUGGUCAACGAGUAAUUACACGAGAAGCAGAUUUAGUUACUGCUCAUGAAUUUGGUCAUAAUUGGGGAUCUGAACAUGAUCCAGAUAUAACUGAAUGUAGUCCUACUGCUAGCCAGGGAGGAUCUUUUCUUAUGUAUACAUAUAGUGUCAGUGGAUAUGAUAUUAACAACAAAAGAUUCUCUCCAUGUAGUUUACGGUCUAUACGUAAAGUAUUACAAGCCAAAUCAGCACGUUGUUUUUCAGAACCAGAGGAAUCAUUUUGUGGUAAUCUUAGAGUCGAAGGAAAUGAAGAAUGUGAUGCUGGUCUUUUAGGUACUGAAGAUAAUGACUCUUGCUGUGACAAGAACUGUAAACUCAGAAGAGCUCAAGGUGCUAGAUGCAGUGAUAAAAACUCACCUUGUUGUCAAAAUUGUCAGUUUAUGGCAUCUGGAGUGAAAUGCCGUGAAGGACAAUUUGCCACUUGUGAACAAGAAUCUCGCUGUACAGGUACUGGAGCUGAGUGUCCUAAAAGUCCACCUAUGCCUGAUGGUACUGGCUGCCUUGAAAGGGGAAAAUGUCGUUCUGGUAAAUGCAUACCUUUUUGCGAGACACAAGGAUUACAAAGCUGUAUGUGUGAUACUAUUUUACAGUCAUGCAAACGUUGUUGUCGUAUAAAUUUAAAUGAUACAUGUUAUCCAGUUGAUCCACCUGAUGUAUUACCGGACGGAACGCCAUGCAUUCAAGGAUUUUGUAACAAAGGCGCUUGUGAGAAAACUAUUCAAGAUGUUGUAGAACGUUUUUGGGAUAUCAUUGAAGAAAUCAACAUUAACAAGAUGCUAAGGUUCUUAAAGGAUAAUAUUGUAGGCACAGUGAUUUUGAUUACUGGUUUGAUAUGGGUACCAGCAUCUUGUAUAAUUAACUGGUUAGAUCAUAAACGUGCCAAAGAAGUCCGCGAAAGAAGGAAAUGGGAAGAUCAAGAUGAUUUUGUGCAAAUGUCCAAUGAUGCAAGACCAAAAAAAAUAAUUUACAUUAAAGUGCCAACUAGUCAAGUGGAAAGUCUAACGAUGAACAAAUGAGUUACUUAAAUUAACAAUAAAUACACACAUAAUAUGUAUAAAUAUUUAUUGUAUAAGUCAACAAAUUGAAUACUUCAGGAUCUCCACGGUUAAAAGAAUAAGAAAUAGUUCGUUUAAAUUCUA